Thelazia callipaeda (thelaziosis nematode) is the source of this 4440-nucleotide messenger RNA. Lineage: Eukaryota; Metazoa; Nematoda; Chromadorea; Rhabditida; Thelaziidae. The record is from the annotation of a GenBank genome assembly.
AUGGUACAAUUAUUUUUGAUUGUAUUAUAUAGCACUGUUUUUGUAUGCGAAACGAAAGAAUUACAUCUAACGACUUCAGAUGAAGGAUAUAUGACUGUUAUACAAGGGUUUGCCGCACGCCUUGAAUGCAUGCUAAAUACUUGCAUAGUUUGGUUGAAAGAUGAUGUACCGAUAUUUAAUUCCACUCAGUUUUUGGAUAGUUCUGGUUUAAAUCCUGAUUCUGUUUUACUUCAGCAUAAUAUUGAAACCGAUAAAGAUAAAGAGUGUACAAAAAGUUGUUCCGAUUCGGUCGCAUGUGAUGAUGGCUUACAUUGUGUAGAUAAUAAGUGUUGUCAGUGUGCGUCAGAAGAUUUUACGCUUGUUUUGAAAAAUCUUACGUUUGAAGAUGCGGGCCGUUAUCGAUGUCAAAUUUCAAAUCAACCGCAGCAACUCGAAUUUCAACUGGAAGUACUUGAAAGUGGAUUGAAAGGUGGUUUUCAUGAAAAUAUCAGUUACGAUUACAGCGAAUGUUGCGCAAAGAAAGGCAUAUCACCAUUAUGUCAGGCAAUGUGUAAACCAAAGGACAUGCACAUUCAUCAUUUUGACCCAACCAGUUGUAAAACGGAUGAUUACAAAAAUUUUUUAUCAUGUGCAACAGAAGGCGGAAACCGAAGCCAUGUACAGUGUUGUAAAACACAACUUGUACCCUCGUUUUGCUACGAUUUUUGUUCUGGUAACUUUCAGAUGCUACGUAAAUCACAUCGACUAUGCUUAUACUAUCUUCCUGAAAUAUUCGAAUGUUAUAAUCGUGCAUACUUACCUUUUCCUGAGCAUCCACAAGACUUGACUGUGAAUGCGGUUGGAUCAGACGAACUACGUGUAUGUUGGCGUCCUCCUCAACCUCAAACAUCUAACAAAGAUUAUGCAAUUGAUCACUAUACUGUGUACUACAAACAGAUUCCUUCAUUUCCUUUUCUGGGAGGCGAUGAUGGCAUACCUCUUCUUUCUGGUGAUUACGAAGAAAGCAUCCCAGGUGGAGUAGUUGAAGAUGAUGUCAUGGGCGAUGUUGUACCAUCUAAUAUGGAAUCUUUGAAACGCGGCAAACGACAAACAUGGCUCUUCGUGACACACGAUUCAUCUACAAAUGAUUCAACUGUUCGCGAAUUCAAAUUUAAUGAAGUUAAUACAACAGAAACAUGUGUUACGCUGAAAGAUUUACGUUCAGCAACACGUUAUAUCGUUUACGUAACAGCAUCUAACGAUUAUGGCAUGUCGGUGCCAUCAUCGCGAGCUUUAGCUACAACAAAUGCGAUUGUAACGCCAAAUAAUUCAACAUUACCACAAAUCGAGCGUACUCCUUACUCCAUUUUCCAUAUUUUUAUAAUACCACUAACUACGUCACUUAGAAGUAUUGCAGAGGAAUGCUGCUCUUCAAAUGGUGUGUCACCAUACUGUGCAUCAAAAAUGUGUAAUGUACGAACGAUUCCGAAUGCUCUUGAAACAAUCACUAUAUCAACUUCAUGUCGAGCAGAAUGGUCCAAAGUUAGUCCAUGUCUUGCUGAUGGACGGAAUCACACGGAUUGCUGCAUCAAGAAAGGUGUCCAACACGACUGCUUAAAAAUAUGUGGUGGAAUUGCGGAACCUUUGACAACACAUUCUCUACUGUGCCUAAAUUUGGAUAUUGCUGCCAUCUAUCAGUGUUUGCGGCAAGGCUACGACACUCGACCUUCUCCACCACAGAAUGUGACUGUGACAGCAAUAACAGAUAGUUCUGUUGAAGUGGAAUGGAGUGAACCUGCCGUGAAUGCGCAUCUUGCAUUAUCAUUCUCUCUGUUUAUACGAAAAGAUGAUAGCAUUUUCAGUCUUAUCGAGGUGCAUAAUGUUACAUCUCCUCAUACUGAAUAUGGUCUUCUACCUGAUACCGAAUAUACAAUCUAUAUGCAAAGUCAUGGAAGUAAUGGGGACAGUUUAAUGUCAACUGCUCAAAUCUUCUUCACGCAUCCGUUGAUAUCAUCUUUCUGUCCAUAUGGUGAACCAUUGUAUGAUUCGAGUGGAUAUAGGUAUUAUUGUGGUGCUGGUGUUAGAGAUUGUCCAUCUGGUUAUGAUUGUGUGAUUGCUGGGACUUCUGAGACAGACACGCUUUGCUGUUCCAAACCAUCUAGAGCAGAUCUUGCAAAAGAAUGCUGUGAACAACGGGGUAUUUCAACUAGUUGUUUGUCUGUGUGUUACAACAGCUCAUCUCCUCUCACAGCAGAAUGUUCCGAGUAUGGAGACGUAUGGGUUCAGUGCACCUCUGAAGGACAUGACCAUACGAGAUGCUGUGUUGAAUCCGGUAUACCAGAUGAGUGCCUUUCUGCAUGUCGACAUCCGUUCGUACUCAAAAGAGGUUGCAUUGAGCACACGCCAAAACUAGCUAAUUGCUAUUCAUGGCUUACAACAAAUCUUCCAGCUGCUGUUAGUAAUUUAGAAGUCCUCUCAAGGAAUUCUUCUUCAGUCCAACUUUCUUGGGAAAAGCAAUCAGAGCGCGCUGCUGAUUCAUAUCAAGUGACUCUUACGAAAGGCGCCAAUGUGUUCAGGCAGAUUAAUGUUACAACGAAUUCUGUUCGUCUUCAUGAUUUAGAACCAAAUACAAACUAUACCGCCUAUGUAAUUACAUUCAAUAAGUAUGGUUCGAGUCCUCCAUCACUUCGAAUUUCCUUUGAAACAUUACCCUACGAUGAACAAAGUGACAAACCAGUUCCACCAUUUGGUUUGCACAUAGCUUGGAAUCAUGGAAAACGUGUUAAUAUCACAUGGAAUUGGACUCCAGUCAGAUAUAAUGGACAAAAAAUUACUGAACUUGUUAAAACUAAAGAUAUGUGGUAUGUGAUGGAAAAUCUAUUAAUGAAUUCUCUUUACGAAGUAUAUGUUUAUGUAAGUGCAGGUAAUUUGAGGAGUAGAAGCUCAUCCGUCAUAACAAUACUUGCUGCUCCUGAUGACUAUGCUUUACCAGAACCAAAGAUUGUAAUUACUCCCGAAAAUGCUAAUCGAACUUAUCGUGUGAAUGAACAAAUCGGAAUUAAAUGCACUGUAGAAAGUGAACGAACACUUAACAUAGAUUUGUCAGUUGGGAAAAUAUUGAUGCACAGUGAACCACCAAAGAUGACAGUCGAAACAUCACUACGAAUAGAUGAAAAAAGUAAUUUAAUAACCUGUACUGUAAUGGACACUGAUGGUCGUCAGAAUCGUGCGCAAAUGCAUAUUUUUGUACAGUUUGGGCCAAUAGUGAAUAUGGUAACGGAAGAAAUAUAUGCAUAUGAUGAUUUAUCCGCUCAAAUUCAAUGUAUUGUCCAAGGUUAUCCUGAGCCUUUACUGGAAUGGCAUUAUCGACAGUCUGCUAAUUCUGCACGUACCGAACGUUUGAAUGAUCCGGUUUUGGUAAAGAAAACUGCACAUAAUCAGUAUCUUUACACCCUUCUUAUAAAAAAUGUAACUAAUCGAAAUGGAAUUUAUUCUUGUAAAGCCGUCGGUGAGGAUGGCUAUCAGGUCUCAAAAGAUGCUGAGCUUAAUAUUGCUAAAGCUGCUUUACCCUUGACACCUCGAUUUGUCCUUCAGUGUUGUGCCAAUGCGAAAAUUUCGGAAAAAUGUUUACGCGUUUGUUCUGUCAAUCCUGAAAUUGAUGGUGAUUGUUCAGCAUAUUCGCAAGAUCUAAUACGGUGUGCUAAUGACGGACGAGAUCAUCGAGCUUGUUGCAUGAGAGCACGUAUUCCACCAGAUUGUUUGAAUAUGUGCAGUGGUGGUAAAGUUGUCAACAAUGCUCUAUGUUCAAUCUUCGCCCCGAAAGCAGUUGUUUGCAUGAUCAGGGGACAUGAACGUGCUCCUUCACCUCCGACACAGCUUCGUUAUGAAACUGUUUCUCCAGAUUCUGUUAAGGUAUCUUGGACUGAAACUGAGGUUGAUCCUUACAAAGUUUAUGCCGUAUACUAUCGUCAAGAGAAUAGUGUUGGUAACUUCACUGUUUUGAAAACUAGUGAUACAGAACUUUUCAUAGAAGGCCUUGAUCCGAAUUCAAAUUACGACCUUGCAUUAGUCUCUGCAAAUGCUCUUGGUCAUUCACCAUUUCUAGAAGGAAAAAUUAUCAAUACAUUUGGUUCAAGUCGAAGUACGAGUCAUACAUUUGUCUCGGCAUUCUUUUUUGCAUUUUUAGUCGCUGCUGCAGCAUCCUUCACUGUUUAUAUGAUAAGAACAAAUGCUUGGCCAAAAAUUGUUCCCAAACUUCACCGUAAUCAACCACUAUCUGACCGUGAUCCGUCAGUAGCUUUCGAAAAUCCAGGUUAUGGAACUGAAGUCCAAAUCCGUGGAUUAGCUCAUUCGGAUCCAAUGUCAGCAAAUGAAUGGCAAAAUGCUGACCUCGAGGUUGCAGAUAAUUUGGCAUCAGAGGCUAACAAUGGUAUGAGGUAUGCGAAACUGAAUUCCUCUUAA